This is a messenger RNA of Epinephelus lanceolatus (giant grouper), 930 nucleotides long. RefSeq lists its product as uncharacterized. Gene Ontology annotation, cellular component: membrane. Gene Ontology annotation, molecular function: G protein-coupled receptor activity. The record is from RefSeq and is a predicted model, not a curated record. Lineage: Eukaryota; Metazoa; Chordata; Actinopteri; Perciformes; Serranidae. Gene Ontology annotation, biological process: G protein-coupled receptor signaling pathway.
AUGCUCCUUAACGCCACAGUCCCUCUGUCUGUGGAUUUCGACACUCCGGAGGACUUCCUCAUCUUCAUCUUCCAUAUCCUGUUCGCCACAAGCGCAGUACUGGUCGCCGGCUCGGUGGUCGUCGGGAUAUCCUCCACCCGGUCUCUGCGAGGCCAGAACCGGUUCAUAUUCAUGCUCAACACGAGCAUCAGCGACACCCUGACCGGCUUCUCGGUCUACUACCUCGGCCUCUUCGACGUCCAAGAGGGGUAUCCAUCUAGAAAUGGGACAUAUUAUAUUUUACCCUCAUUUCUAGGUGUCAAUGUGUUAACCUUCCUGUUCGCUCAGUUUGACCGCUACUUCGCUGUGUGUCAUCCUUUCUUUUACAACCGAUACAUAACCAGAUACUUUGUGAUUGGGAUUUGCGCAUUUUGUUGGAUUUACACAUACACUAUCCUCACCGUGCAGAACAUGGUGCCUAUUUCAAAGGCGGCUCAAAUAAACGCGUUUGGUGUGAUGACCUUACAAAUUAUAGUGCUCAUUAAAGUGCUGAUGACAAUUCAGUUAUACAUCAUAGCCCGGAGCCACCUGGUGAGAGAGGCGCCCAGUGCGGAGAGAGACAACAAGAAAGAGUCGCUGCGCAUCAUUGUGUUUGUGGUUAUCUGCUUCUUGGCUCUGUGGGUGCCGUCCUUUGUUAAUAUAAUUGUCAGACAGCUGACGAGGAAAGGUUUGAGGUUUAGGAAUGAAGCCACUAAUUUGUUCGCCACCAUGGCGCGUCUGAACGCACUGGUGACCCCGGCUCUGUACAUCUGGGGCAGCCCGGCGCUGCGGGAGGCCGUGUGGAGAGUUGUGUGGCGCAGGAUCUGCCCCUGCAGGAGGGCCAGAAUUGGCUAUAACUUCAAUGGAGUGGCAAACAAAAUGAAGCAUCAGACAGCAUCUGCAUCAUCGUAA